AGUCUCACAGGAGAGCUCAGUGAUCCAAGUUGUAUAUUAGUCGUGGGCGAGAGCAAGAUAUCUGUGAAUUAGGUCGCUGGCACCUCGGCAGCAGUGGACAUUCUGCAGACAACAGUUAAAAGGUGACAGCUGUGAGAUAUGAAUAACUAGAGACAAACAGGCACUAGUCCCACAAACUACAAUCAUCCGAAAUAUUACCGUGCUUCUAGCAAAGACAAACCAACCCACAGUAAGACAAGGUCUCUGUUGGUUGUUACUUUUUCAUCUACCAUGGAGUCCCUGUCGUCUUUUGACGGUGGCCAUGUUUUACAAGUGGACAGUGAACCGGUAUGUAAGGGACACCGUCGCAAGAGGGAGUUCAUACCUGAAGAGAAGAAGGAUGCCCUAUACUGGGAGAAACGUCGCAAGAACAACGAGGCAGCCAAGCGGUCACGGGAGAAGAGAAGGAUGAAUGACUAUGUGCUGGAGACUCAUUUCAUAGCCCUGAAAGAAGAAAAUGCCAGGCUUAGUGCUGAAUUAAUGGCCAUGAAGCUCCACUUUGGGCUGGUUCACCCUGCAGCAUACACUGCCCACCAGAGCAACCAACUGAAUCACCAUGUUCACAGCGGCACCCUGUCACCCACGCCUGCCACCAGCACCCACCCCCAGUUCCUGCAGAGGGACUACUACUGGCAUGGUAGAGACUCUACUGUUAUGCCAAGCCACCAACCCUCUCAGCCUCUUUUCAUUCCUGCAUAUGCCCUCCAUACCAUGAGAGGUUACCCAUACUUAAACACAUCUGGUGGUGCCAACUCUGGCCUUGUCACUCCCCUUGCUCUCCCUCGAAAUCUCCUGCCGACCCACGCACCCCGACCUGGAGCUUCUCUACUGAAGCCCAUUCCUACAAGAGCCGCCUCAGAUGAGGAGGAAGAGCAGCAGGUCCCAGGGGUGCUGUCCCUGACGUGCUCUGCUCCGCCUCGCAAAAUCAACAGGAAAGGAGAAAGGGUCUACUUCCCACCAAGACAAUGCACAUCCAACUGACUGUCAAAUAUAAAGGGGUGUAUCUACUGUAAGGCUGUUGGAUUGAUUGAGUGAAAAAUAAAUAGCUCAUUUCUCUUUACAUCCCGUUAAAAAUUCCUGCUUACACCGUAACUUUAAGAGCUCUAUUAUUGUAGAGUAAUGGCACAUGGUGCGUGUUGCGCUUAAAAAGUACGACGUAAGUGCAUAAAGUUUUUAAACCACCACACUCUCCGCUUUUCAUAUCACAGCACACAUUGACAGUUCUAUGUUGAAUGUUCAUUCACUCUACAGCCCCUUGAAGAACAUAUUGCCCCCCACACACCAGAAAAGUUAGUGUUUGAAUAAAAUCCAUUCAUGUACAAGUGCACAGCAUGCCAUGCUGCGUCAGAAAAAUAAAAAUAAAAAAAAUAUAUAUAUAUACAGCUCUAAAGCUAAUUGAGCUCCUUUCUGCGUGAUGUCAAAGUCAAGCAGAUGUUCAGAUGUGGGUUAUGAAUAAGUAGUCACUCAUCUUGAUCGGAGCUACCUACUCUCCGGUCAGAGGACUGCUAAUUAUUCAACCACAACAUCAUGUUUUUUUUUUCUUUUACAUGCAUGAAUGUUGAUGAGAAAUGUGGCAGAACUAGUUGUGUGUCAAAUGUCAGUUUGUAUUUUGUCGAUGAAUAAGCAUUACUUGAUGCUAAUGUAUAUCUGUUAACCAUCAAUUGUAAUCUCAACUAGAUUAAUGUAGAAUCAAUUAUAUCUCACCACCUUUUUUUAUACGGUGAAAUGCAGCUGAAAACAUGCGUUACUCGAAAUAAAAAGUUGUAAAAAGAUAAACUUUUGGAUAUCAUAUGGUUUCAUCUGGGACAUGGCAAAGUUACUAUAGGUUGCAACCUCCCUCCAAAUGGAAACAGUGAAAUGUGAUGUUGUAUUUCUUUGGUUUUCCUGUGUGGGCAGGCAGACAUCUUCCAUCAUGCUGUGGUCUGGACAGUCUGUCUGAACCUGUCAAUAAUCUAAAAAGCUUUGGGUCGACAUUGUGGUGAAUAUAUUUUACAUUAAAAAGAGAUUAAAACAAUUACGUUAAAGCAUUGUGAACAAAGUUUUAAGUUAUCCUAAGUAUUUCCUCCAUAACCCAGAAACUGAUGGAAAAUUCACCAUAUCAUGUACUUUGCCAACAGAGGAGGAGAUAAAGGCUGUGUCCAAAUACAGAGACCAACUCCUACAGUGCUGUGGCCUUGAGCAGAUUGAAGGUUUGUGUACUUCAGUACUCAAAAAAAUUAGACCGUCUGUCCAAAGAGAAAAGUAAAACUUUUGCAUUAGGUUACAGAAACAGCAGCUUACUGCUCUCUUCUUCUAGCUGGCAUCUGUUGUUUCUUUCCAUGUAUUUUCAAGUCAGCAUUACCCCAGGCUGCUGCAGAUUGUUGGCUGUUUGCCCAACAACCUCAAGGCAACAUUGCUGCUGGCCAGGCAAAUAGCCAGUCCUGCUGGCUGAAAGACAAACUCAAAGAAACAGUGACUGCCAACAGGAACAAGACAGCAGCUGACUACUGAGUAAGUGUUUUUGUAAUAUAACACUAUUUGUUGUUUAUGGACAGACAUGCAAUAACUUAUCAGCUGCUGUGGCUAAGAUUAUUAAACAGGGCCAAUAGAGCUGUUAAAAGCAGGUAGUUAAAAAUGUCAAUUUUAUGACAUAUGGCACAUUUGCUUAUAAAUAAGUAGUCCGUAAAACAAACAACAGAGCUCCAUCUCCAUAAGGCCCAUAGCAAUUUACACAAUCUAAAAACUACUUAAUUACUGACAAUGGGAAUACAGAGAGCCUGGCAGGUAUUAGGGGAAUCUUUUUAAAUUAUCUGUUCACAAUAACCAGUUAUUUGAGCCAGUAAAUUAUUACUCUGUGCCUAAGAAAUAUUAUACUGUACCCUUAUAUUGUCCUUAAGAAUCCUCCUCACACAGUUUUUAGUGUAAUGACAAUGAAUUUGCCUUGUUUUGCAGGGUUACAGAAAACAUUGAGUACUUCACACUACAGCCAGCAUGCUAACAUUGGAGCAGGUGACCUGGCUAAAGCAGUGUGGGGAAACAUUGUGCUGUUUCAGUUAUUUUAUGGCACAGUGUGAUAUACUUACGAACAAGACGUGGCCGCCAUGGUGCUUCUUGGGUGCUUUUCUAUGUAAUUAAGAAAAACAAAACAGCUUACCACACUGACUAAUGUUAACUUACAGGGAGGAGACACUCGAGCACAACCUUCCAACAUAUGGUUCCGCCAUCUUUGUUACACGUACACUUUACCGGUCGGGCGUAGCGCGUGGGAGAUCACCUUCGCUUCCGUCAUGCCCCAAGCAACCAGUAGGAGUCGCUAGUGCGGCGAGGCGAGCAGGAGGCUCCGCCCCGCAGCCCAACUCGAGCCCGACGCUUGUCGCUCAUCUUCCCGUCUGUGUCUUGCAGAUUAAUCCACACGUGGUUGUUAAAAUGAACAUCUUACUUAACCGCAGUAGCCUGCUGUGUAAAAUCAAUCUUACAUAGGCCAGGGAGGUCAUGUUCUCCCCCUUUCUGUUUAUCCGUCAACAGGAUUAUUACGCAAAAAAAAAAAAAGAAAAGAAAAAAUUGCCAAUUUGCCGAUUUGCACAGAACUUGGCGGAGGGAUGGGGCAUGGGCCAGAGUAGUACCCAUAAAAUUUUAGAGCAAACCAGGGUCAUUAACUGUGAAUUAGAUUUUUUUUUUUCUGUGAAGUCUGGUUUAUGUCGUAGGACUUUCUUUUCUGUUUUUUUUUUUUGUCUCAGUAGUUUUGGUCAGCUGGUUGAUAAAUAGUAUUUUCCAAACCACAUAUGCACCAAUAAUGUCAUUCUGUGAGUAAUGUAGCAUGAAGGUUGUCCCCUGCUGUGCCUUUCUGCUGAAUAGUGCUAACUUGCUAAAAUAAGAUCUUUAUGUAGUGAGUGUGUGUAAAAUGCUUAAUCUGUUUGGAUAUAAUUGUAAUCAUUGGAAUUUUCCCACUGUAACGUUGGUAAUUUUCUGUAUAUGUCUUAAUGGUGUUUCAAACCUUUCUGUGGCCGCCUGGUUCUGUAAGCUUCAUUAUAAUAAUAAUACAAUAUUAGUCACAGACUUUACAUAGUGUAUUACCCUGUUUUCAUAGGCAAACUAAACCGAGACACCAUUUAUUAGUCACCACAACUUGUCUUGUUUUGCUUUUGUUUGUAAUAAAAUCACCAAAAUGGGACUCUUUAACUCAAAGUUUAUUUAUACCCAGCACUUUAUCAAAUGCAAGACAAUUGAGCUCAUACAGACUCCCUAAGGGCAACAUUGUCUUAGAGCAUGGUAUUAAGCCAGUGUUUUUCUCUAUUUAAACAUACUCAUCCCUACUCUCAAUCUUGUGUUGACUGAUCUUUGGUGUCAUGCAGCUGAUAUCAGAGUUUAUAGGCUACGGCAGGUUUUUAAUCUAUUUUCAACCAAAAAUACAGAAAUCUUGAUCAUGUUUUCAGUCUAAUAUGAAAUUUGAUUUUUUAUUAAAAAAAUAAAUCUCUAUAACUA
Molecule: messenger RNA, 4500 nt
Organism: Seriola aureovittata
Lineage: Eukaryota; Metazoa; Chordata; Actinopteri; Carangiformes; Carangidae
Gene: nfil3-4
Product: nuclear factor, interleukin 3 regulated, member 4
Exons: 3
Coding region: 271-1020 (249 amino acids)
Biological process (GO): regulation of DNA-templated transcription; circadian rhythm
Cellular component (GO): nucleus
Molecular function (GO): DNA-binding transcription factor activity; DNA binding
Source: RefSeq, a predicted model, not a curated record